Cololabis saira (Pacific saury) is the source of this 763-nucleotide messenger RNA. RefSeq names its product complement C1q and tumor necrosis factor-related protein 9-like. The transcript has 4 exons. Bases 1 to 714 code for a protein of 237 amino acids. Gene Ontology annotation, molecular function: protein binding. Lineage: Eukaryota; Metazoa; Chordata; Actinopteri; Beloniformes; Belonidae. The record is from RefSeq and is a predicted model, not a curated record.
AUGAGGGCAAUCGUACUGGUUUGUCUGCUUCGUGCAGCUUUUGCUAAGGAAACGUCGCCUUACCGGUGGGAACCCACCACCCAGCCGCCGCUGGGCCCCAGAUCCGACCAAAGCGCAUGUACUGCUGGCCCAGAGGCGUGUGGCUGCUGUCUGAUGCAGAAGCACAUCAACAGGAUGGAGCACUUCUUUAACUUCACCGUGCUGGAAAUGAGGCAGGAGCUGAUCAAGACCAAGAUGGGCCUGAACAAUAUGAGAGCCAGCCGCAGCGCCUUCUCCGUCGCUCUGAACGAUGACGAGGGUUUGACCUGCUUUGGCCCCUUCCCUAACAACAAACUCAUGCACAACGACACACUCAUCCCCUACAAGCACGUUUUCAUCAACCUGGGAGACAGCUACGAUGCCCAGACCGGCAUCUUCACCGUCCCCCGCAGCGGCGUCUACAGCUUCGCUGUCACCAUCUACAGCUACACCGCCCGGGCUCAGAAGGCCUGCGCAAACCUGCAGGUGAACGGCAGAGCGGUGGCUGAGCUGACGGAGAGAAACGGCGAGGACAGUGAAGACAGCAACAGCGUCGUGGCCGCCGUGCAGCUGGAGGCCGGGGACUGGGUGGCCGUCGGCCUGCUCAGAGGAUGUGACCUCUGUGACAACUCCAAACACUUCAACACUUUCACCGGCUUCCUGCUCUACGCUACUGAUACAGAGAGAAGAGCAUAGAUGCUCUGUACCUUGGUCACUUCGACCACAUACAGUACCAACCAGAUUU